Messenger RNA from Hemicordylus capensis (graceful crag lizard), 4567 nucleotides. It is a transcript of the gene CDC14A, whose product is annotated as cell division cycle 14A. Gene Ontology annotation, cellular component: mitotic spindle; centrosome; spindle pole. The transcript is spliced from 16 exons. The record is from RefSeq and is a predicted model, not a curated record. Gene Ontology annotation, molecular function: protein serine/threonine phosphatase activity; protein tyrosine/serine/threonine phosphatase activity. NCBI's taxonomy places the organism in Eukaryota, Metazoa, Chordata, Lepidosauria, Squamata, Cordylidae. The coding region runs from base 376 to 2223 and encodes 615 amino acids. Gene Ontology annotation, biological process: cilium assembly; microtubule cytoskeleton organization; positive regulation of cytokinesis.
UAAGCUGCUGCAGGGCGGGGCGGAGAGAGGCGAAGAAAUCCCUUCCACCACCACCCCCAGCCCCUGGCUGGCUGCCUCCUUCCGCCAGUCAGGCUGGUUGCUGGGUCCCGAAGCCCUCAGCUUCCUCCUUUCUCCUUCGCGCGCUCACUUCCAUCCCAUGCGGGUAGCGGCGCGGAAGAAGUCUUUGGUGGCUGCAGCGGCAGCAGUGCAGCCCCCGGCGGGCGGCGGCGGCGCUAGCAGCAGCAGCAGGAGCCGCAACAACAACAGCGGAGGCUCCACUUCUUCUGGCCAUGUCCCGCUAUUCUUGCUGCUGAGUCCGGCCGGGUGGUGGGGUAUCCGCCACCGCCGCCGGAGUCGCAGCUCUGGGGAGCACUCAUGAGUGCGGAGACUGUUUCCCGCGCCUCUACGCAGCUCCGCGCCCUCUUUCGGAUGGAGCCGGCCCCACUCGCCGCCUCUGAGCAGCUGGUGGGAGCCUCUGAGUUUCUCAAAGACCGACUAUAUUUUGCUACUUUACGGAACAGACCUAAAAGCACAGUAAACACUCACUAUUUCUGUACGGAUGAGGAAUUUGUCUAUGAAAAUUUUUAUGCAGAUUUUGGACCUUUAAACUUGGCUCAGAUAUAUCGAUACUACUGCAAACUCAACAAGAAACUAAAGUCAUUCAGUCUAUCAAGAAAGAAAAUAGUGCAUUAUACCAGCUUAGACCAGCGGAAACGAACAAAUUCAGCAUUCUUGAUAGGUGCAUAUGCAGUGAUCUACUUGAAGAAAACACCAGAAGAAGCUUACCGAAUACUCUUAACGGGAUCGAAUCCACCGUAUCUUCCAUUUAGGGAUGCCUCAUUUGGAAACUGUACAUAUAAUCUAACUGUUCUGGACUGCCUACAGGGAAUAAAAAAGGCCUUACAUCAUGGAUUUGUUGAUUUCAAGACAUUUGAUGCAGAUGAGUAUGAGCACUAUGAGCGCGUAGAAAAUGGUGAUUUCAACUGGAUUGUCCCUGGAAAAUUUUUGGCAUUUAGUGGACCACAUCCAAAGACCAAAAUUGAAAAUGGCUAUCCUCUCCAUGCACCCGAAGCCUAUUUCCCAUACUUCAGGAAGCACAACAUUACAACAGUCAUAAGACUCAACAAAAAGAUUUAUGAGGCAAAGCGCUUCAUAGAUGGUGGGUUUGAGCACUACGACCUAUUCUUCAUAGAUGGAAGCACGCCGAAUGACAAUAUAAUGCGACGAUUCUUGAACAUCUCUGAAAAUGCAGAAGGUGCCAUUGCUGUGCAUUGUAAAGCUGGGCUAGGAAGAACAGGAACACUGAUAGCCUGUUAUAUAAUGAAACACUAUAAAUUCACACAUUCUGAAGCCAUUGCCUGGAUAAGAAUGUGCCGGCCAGGUUCUAUCAUUGGACCCCAGCAGCAUUUUCUUGAAGAGAAGCAGGCAUUGUUAUGGAUCCAAGGAGACAUCUUCCGAUCUAAACAGAAACCCAAGUCAAUAGAUGAAGACAGUGUGAACAAAGUUCUUUCUGGCUUGGAUGAAAUUUCCAUUAGUGGGAGUUUGAAUAAAGUAGAAAAUUUGGAGAGAUAUGAGGAGAAAGACAUGGAAGAUAAUGGAGAAAUGGAAAUGAAGAAUGGCAUGACACAAGGAGACAAACUUCGUGCCUUAAAACUUCGGAGGCAGCCACGUUCAGCUACCACAGGAGCUCUUAGGUUAGAAGAUAUGAAACUGCACACCAGAUCCAUGUCCCAGCCUUUCAGAUUGAAUACUGCAAGUAUGUCACAAGGAUCGAUAUCUCCUUUGAAGUCCUCCAAAGUGAUGGCUGCUGUGUCACCUGCAGCAAAGAGGAUCAGCAGGCAUUCUUCAUCUUCGAGCUCAAGUUUAAAAAGCAUUUCCAUAAACUCCAGGCUAGCCAGUUCUCUAGGGAACCUGUAUGCUGCUUCUGAUGAUGCUGAGAGCAAACUGACAUCAUCGUCCUCUAGGACAGGUUAUUCUGUAAACCAAAUCUCCAAUUUGAAUGGCAGUGCACAGCUGCCUGCCAGAAAUUACCAUGAGCUGAACAACAACCUUUACAACAGGAAUGGCCGUAGUGCUACCAACAUCAACAGCUAUGCCAAUUCUCCCAGCGUCCUGACAGACGGAUACAGCACCUACAGAUCCUUUUCGGGGCUUGUUGCUUCUCCAGCAAGAUACCUGAGCCGUUCAAUUCCUUCCCUUCAGUCUGAAUAUGUUCAGUACUAAAGCCUUGUUGCUUCGGUGAAAGCUGGACAGCUCUUAAAAAUCCAUUUUCUUCACGGAGAAGCAAUAUUGAGGGAAAGAACCUACGGGGAAGGAGACCUCUUCAUACAUGAUUAGAACUUUAAGAACACUAAGUAUUUGAAUAACCAGAGACUUCAAUUAGUGACUACUACAGAUGCACUGAAGUUACUCUGAAUAUUUCAAUUUUGUGUAAAGAAUUAAGAUUUUAAUAAGAAAAUUUCUUACAAAAUUUUAGCAGUACAUUUGUAAUUACAGUUCUGGAUACAGUAUUAAAAUGUACAUGUAUCAAGUAAAAUAUUUUGGUAAGCUAUGUGGGGGUACAUAUAUAUAUAAUACAAUUGUGUAAAAAGUAGGUUAUAUUUUGGUUUGGGCUUCACUUUUUUUACCAAACAUAUUUUUAAAUAUAUUAGAACAUUUUACAGUGCAACUAUAUUAGCCAGGAUGCAGAGUAGCCUGUGAGUGCAGACCACUUUUGUGAACACAUCGAGGAGAUGGUUGCAGCUGAUUUCCUUCAGACGCCAGUCUCUCAUGGAGGUGCCACUCUAGAGGAUCUCCCAAUUCACAGAGUAGAAGAGGUUGCUACCAGAAUGGGGUUGCUGAAGAGUCCGUGGGUGUACCCUUGUGCACACCUGGAUUCCAGCCAUUAAGAAUAGAAUUUGGUUUCAUUUUGUGUGACCAUCACCGUGGUUUCAGUCUAAAGUACUUUACUUUAGCUUGUGGGAAAACAAGCUAAUCAGUCUCACUGUUUGCUUUUAAAUACCGAUAUUGAAAUUGACACUUUGAAAGGGAUUUAGAAUGUCCAUAAAGUAGGCCUUUUUUUAACAUCCACAGUGUCUUUUCUACAGAAAGGGAGAGGAAUUUUAAAUUUUUUGCGUUGUUAAAUCCAACAAUUUGUUGUUGUUGUUAAAAAAAUUACAGCCUUACUUUCUGUAUAGUUUUUAUUUCUGUUUCAGCCUCGGUUCUAAAAUUUGUACUGUUUCAGAAUGAAAUAUGCCUGGUAAAGAAAUAACUUGUUCACAGUAAGGAAAAGCUUAUGUACCCUGAAUUAAUAAGAAUUGCAUGUCCUCUUAGUCAUUUGACCUUUCAUUGCUAAAAUGAAAGGUUCUUCAUAGUGGUCCUGUUGUCCAGUCACACGAACGGAUGUCUGUGCAGGCGCUGAGCAUCCAUAGUGUGAUUGGACAACAGGACCACUAGAAGAACUACCUUUACAGGUAAGCAACCUGACUUUUUUUGUUACCCCAAACGUAGACAUGCAGAAACUCCUGUAUCUUCGUUCUGGAUUGCUGGUGCACUAAUAAAGCAGUAGACUAUUCUCCUUAAUGGUACACUAUAUUUACUGGACAUCCAGCCAUUCUGUACUGCUUAUUAUACUCCCAAAUGCUAUUGCCAGUGACUAAUGCCACCUUAAUGUGUUUAGUCCUCAAUUGUCAUCACUGAAGUAUUUCAGACAAUGUUGGGAAAAUAUGUAUUUCUUCAGCAGAAUCGUUCAAAAAUAUUUCUAAAAUAAUUGCCAUUUCCAUAUUCUCCACUUGCAGUACUAAUGAUCAGUGACAAUUGGAAAGCAAUAAUGGUGAAAGCUUAAUGUUAUCAUUUCUGUUGGGUUGUAUCCUAUGUAGUGUGAGUCCAGUGGCUCUUCCCUGCCCCUCCCUCAAAAGCCACUACUGAUGGUCAGGGGAUCCUUGAACAGUAUAAUCUUGAGCUGUAGUAGGAAGGGGAAUUCCUGCAAACGCAGCACAAGCACUUGUGAGCAGAACUCUGCUUGCAGAAUGUCCCUCCAUGAGGUUUCUAGGAUGCCCCCCUUCCCCACUACAGCCCCCCAUGCUGCUAAUCACAAAUCUCCUGCACUCAUUUUCUGAGGUCUCCUGGCCUCCAAGAGUGGCUUUUGAGGAGGCUUAGGAGCUUCUCUUGGGAGGAAGGGACAGGGUAAAUGACUUGCACAAGUGCCAUUGAGCUUGUACUACUUAGGAUACAAUCUGUAGUUUGAAGAAAUCUCAACCAUCGAUGUUAAACUAAGUAUAUGCUGUGUUUUAUUGGUUUCAUGUCAAACAAGGAUAAUUAGUGCUGAGAAAAAUGCUGUACAUUAUUUUGAAGGGAAAUUGUCUUAAUUAUGAUGGUUACAUUCUUGAUUGCAGCUGUUUUAAUCAUUAAAUGCAAUAUUUUUUGUAAUGUACAUAAAAUGUCUGUAUAUGAUAGGAAAGGUAAUUCUACCUCUAUAAAAUUUGACAUGUAUUUUGUUACUAGCUCAGUUAUUAGAAAAAUGUACUAUAUUUUUGAAAUGUAGAGAUAAAAAUGCUAAUGAAUAAAAAGUCAAUUAUAAACAACUUAA